Molecule: messenger RNA, 2211 nt
Organism: Trichoplax adhaerens
Lineage: Eukaryota; Metazoa; Placozoa; Uniplacotomia; Trichoplacea; Trichoplacidae
Exons: 21
Biological process (GO): signal transduction
Molecular function (GO): protein binding; 3',5'-cyclic-nucleotide phosphodiesterase activity
Source: RefSeq, a predicted model, not a curated record
AACUUACCAAGUACAGCCAGAGCAGAAUUAUUGCAAUCAGUCUUAAAGUCCAAGGUCACCUUACCCCGCCAUGAUAACGAUAAUGGCGAAUGGAAGUCACACUUGAAUAACCAAAAUCAACAAGAGAUUUUCUUAGCUUUAGUCGGUGAUAUAUCCAACGAGUUAGAUCUAGAUCGACUAUGUAGGAAAAUAUCAUUCAAUGUUUGGAUGCUAACCAAAGUUGAGCGUUGCUUACUCUAUUUAAUCGAAGGUACAGACAAGUCGAAAGAAUUAACUUGUAAAUCUCUUUACAUCGACCGACAAAAUUUAACUGCCACUAGUCUAGUAGCAUCCAGUCCUGAUCUGCAAUUAGAUAGACCCUGGUCUCAAGGUAUCGUUGGUUUAGUAAGCCAAAUCGGAGAGGUAGUUAAAAUUGAUGAUGCCACAAAGGAUUCUCGAUGUCGAAAGGAAGAAAUGUAUUUGAUCGGUUGCAAGAUUGAUAAUUUACUAUGUAUGCCGAUUAAGGAUAGCCAAGGCAAUGUGAUUGGAGUUGUACAGGCUAUCAAUAAGAAAUCAGAUGGCGUCGGAUUUAGUGAUGAAGAUGUCAAGGUUAUGGAAACGUAUUUAACAUUUUGUGGAAUCAGUAUCACUAACGCGAAAUUAUGGCGGAUGAUUAAGAAAGAAUCGGAACGUAAUAAAACAUUACUGGAAUUGACUCAUGCGCUAUUUGAAGAGCAAACUUCACCAGAUAGAUGUAUUGAUAGUAUUAUGGAGCGCUCUCAGAUGCUAUUGAAGUGUCAAAAAUGCUGUGUUCUACUUGUGGACAAUAUUGCAACCGAAGAUCUACGAUUCAGCAAAGUUUUUGAAUUACGUGGGGAUACCGGUGAAAAGCAACUUUACUACUAUUGGACUUCCAUUAAUGAAAUAAUAAUGAAAUCAUUCACAAUAAAUCCUACAUUCGCUAAUACCGUAGUUAUCGCCAGUUGUCAUUGCUAUCCGGAUUUUGAAGUAUAUUCCCUCUUAGCUAUGCCCAUUCGUGAUAAUAAUUUGCGAAUAAUAGGUGUAGCUGCAUUAAUUAACAAAAUGGAUGGAAAGAACUUUGAUAAAGACGAUGAAACCGCUUUUGAGGCUUUUGUGAUAUUCUGUGGUCUUGGAAUAGUUAAUACAAUGAUGUACGAUAGUGUAUGCAAAGCUAAAGCACAACAAAGCGUAGCCUUAGAGGUGUGUUCGUAUCAUGCAACAGCUCCUAAAGACGAGGUUCAAAGAUUUCAGGAUCAGGAUGUACCGUCAGUUGCAAAUUAUAAUUUACAAAGCCUUAAGUUCGAUGAUUUCUCCCUUGAUCCAGACGGAAUGAUUUUAGCAUCUAUUCGAAUGUUUAAAGAAUGUGAAUUCUUACAAAAGUUCAAAAUCGAUUAUUCGACAUUAUGUACUUGGCUAUUAACUGUUCGAAAGAACUACCGUAAUGUUGCUUAUCAUAAUUGGAGACACGCAUUUAAUGUUGCCCAACUUAUGUUUGCAAUAAUUAAGAACACGAAGCUAGGGAAUACAUUUUCUCAUAUUGAGUGCUUAGCCCUCAUUGUUGGUUGCAUAUGCCAUGAUUUAGAUCAUAGAGGAACUAACAAUGCUUACCAAAUUAAGAGUGGAUCACCUCUUGCAAGAUUAUACAGUACAUCAACAAUGGAAAAUCAUCACUUCAACCAUGCCGUUAUGAUACUGAAUACACCGGGUCAUAAUAUAUUUGAAACAUUUACAUCGGAAGAAUACAGUAGGCUGAUAGAUCUAAUAAAACAGUCAAUUUUGGCUACUGAUUUGGCGUUAUAUUUUCGAAAUCGUGAAAAUUUUUUUAACCUUGCAAGCAAUCACGAAAUUAAUUUUGAUGAUGAUUUACAUAAAGCACUGAUAAGAUCUAUGUUGAUGACUGCUUGCGAUGUUGGCGCUAUUACAAAACCAUGGACGGUUGAAAGAAAAGUUGCAGAAUUAAUCUCUGCCGAAUUUUUUGAACAAGGCGAUUUGGAAAGGCAGGAACUCAAUUUGGAACCCCAAAGAUUAAUGGAUCGUGAAAAGAAAGAUGAAAUAGCUUCAAUGCAAGUUGAAUUCAUAGAUGUGAUAUGCAUGCCUCUUUAUAAGGCUUUCGCUGAGCAGGACACGCGAUUGAAGUCACUUUUAGAUGGCGUAGUAGAGAAUCGUGCAAACUGGUUAAAAGAAGAUGAAAUGAUGCGUAAAAGAAAGCAG